UUUCUAUUGAAAUUGAUGAGAAUGAUGAUAUCGAAAGUCAAAUUAAAACUAUUUGGAAAAAAGUCUCAUAUAGUGAAAAUGAUUAUCAAUAUUCAAGAGUCUUAUAUAUUCAUACACUUU
This is a messenger RNA of Racocetra persica, 120 nucleotides long. The record is from the annotation of a GenBank genome assembly. NCBI's taxonomy places the organism in Eukaryota, Fungi, Glomeromycota, Glomeromycetes, Diversisporales, Gigasporaceae.